Messenger RNA from Lottia gigantea (owl limpet), 395 nucleotides. RefSeq lists its product as hypothetical. The record is from RefSeq and is a predicted model, not a curated record. The transcript has 5 exons. Lineage: Eukaryota; Metazoa; Mollusca; Gastropoda; Lottiidae. The coding region runs from base 27 to 395 and encodes 122 amino acids.
UUUGUCUGAUCGUGAUACCUGGCAACAUGAGCUCUCUGUUUCUUAUUGCUGCUAUCGUGGUUUGUUCUGCCUAUGGAGAUGGUGUUGGUAGUCAAUUAUUAAAAUCAUUAAGAAUUUGUCCUAUUGUGGAAUGUGCAUUCAUUGCCUGUCUAGAUGAUAUGAGUACACACACCCAGACUUUUCAUUUUAAUGGCAUGAACUGUCCAGGCUGUCCAACUUGUGCCAGACCUAGGCCUAUUGAUAUCAAGAGAGCCUUAAACCCAUUAAACGUUGGUUCCUUGAUUCAUCUUGAUAUGUGUCCAAUGACCAUGUGUGCUCAACUGGUUGAUUGUUCAAGUGAUCAGGCCGUUAUGGGUUAUUUUGAUUUCCAUGUAUAUAAGGCCUCCAACCCAUAG